AUGAUAACUUAUGCUGAUCUAUGUUCAGUGGGUACUGGGCUAAUUUUAAUCUCUUCAUCCUUUUUGAUGGGUGUUUUCUUUGCAAACCAGCCAUACGAUUAUGAUUUAUUAUUCAAUACUUCAUCAACUCAAGAGCAUUUCGAUUCUGCUUUAAAACACUACCAAACUCUAUAUAGUACUAAUCCAAGAGUUUUAUACGUUCUAUUAGGUGUUACUGCCUUGGGUUUCAUUGGUUCUAUGAUCAGAAUUUAUAAACCAAACCCUGACUUACAAUUGUUCGAAUAUACUUCAUUAGGAUUAUUCGUAUUUGCUAUUUGUGUUUUCAUUACAAACAUCAAAACUGGUAUCGAAUGUUCCAUUACUCACAAUUGGGGUGAAGUUAAUGAAAACCAGGGUUUAGCUGUCUUAGCCUCUUCAAAUAUUAUCUUCUUGCUAAUGUUGGUUGGUGUCAUAUUAUUACAAGGCGGUUUAUGGUAUACCAAUUGGGAUUAUCAAAAGAGAUUGGGUGAAUUCUUUGCAGCUGAACAAGCUGAACAAGCUCAGCAAGAAAAACAGCAACCAGAAUCUAAGAAGCAAUCUACCAAAAAAUCAAAGAAAGAAUCAAAGAAACAAAAAUGA
Messenger RNA from Vanderwaltozyma polyspora DSM 70294, 618 nucleotides. It is a transcript of the gene SHR3, whose product is annotated as Shr3p. The transcript has a single exon. The record is from RefSeq and is a predicted model, not a curated record. Bases 1 to 618 code for a protein of 205 amino acids. Lineage: Eukaryota; Fungi; Ascomycota; Saccharomycetes; Saccharomycetales; Saccharomycetaceae. Gene Ontology annotation, biological process: endoplasmic reticulum to Golgi vesicle-mediated transport. Gene Ontology annotation, cellular component: endoplasmic reticulum membrane.